Messenger RNA from Lentinula edodes (shiitake mushroom), 618 nucleotides. RefSeq lists its product as uncharacterized. The coding region runs from base 1 to 618 and encodes 205 amino acids. The record is from RefSeq and is a predicted model, not a curated record. The transcript has 3 exons. Lineage: Eukaryota; Fungi; Basidiomycota; Agaricomycetes; Agaricales; Omphalotaceae.
AUGGUUUACACUUAUUCUGUGCUUACUGCCGUCUUUGUAGUCGGAGUCGCUUCUUCCGCUCUUGCUUUGCCUGUUCAAGGGUCCCGCUCACAAGAACCCAGUAAUCAUCAGACCCCUACUGUACUUGCUCGCCGUGCGUCCUUAGACGCACGUGGUGGAGACAAUCCUUCCGGCUCUGGCUCCCAAGAUGCCAAACCAAAAUCAGAAUUGUUUACGUCUGGUUCUAACAAUGUCAAUGAGGUAGAUUUGUCCAAAUCCCCGGCCCUCGAGAAAGGUUUCAACUUGCUCAAAAAUCUCCGCAAUAAGCAACACUUUGAGCCAGGUGCCCCUUUUCCUCGCUCUAGUAAUAAUGCAUCGCCCUCCGACUCGGACAAACGCGCGCGCCGUAAUUACUUCGAUGUUCGGGAUACAAUCUCUGCCACUAGUGGCUCUGACGCUCCCCUCAUCAUUUCGCCAAAGACUCCUGCAGAAUCAGUUUUCACCGGGACGGUGGAAGUGGGUAGUCCCUCCGCGAGCAACGCUGGCCCUAUGGGUCCGUUCGAACUCACGGGCCCUGCGGAGUCGGCCUUGCCUCAUGGCGGACACCACAUUCGUUCCUACGGCGAGGACUUGGAUUAG